This is a messenger RNA of Beta vulgaris subsp. vulgaris (sugar beet), 1999 nucleotides long. RefSeq names its product arginine biosynthesis bifunctional protein ArgJ, chloroplastic. The coding region runs from base 212 to 1630 and encodes 472 amino acids. Gene Ontology annotation, molecular function: L-glutamate N-acetyltransferase activity, acting on acetyl-CoA as donor; L-glutamate N-acetyltransferase activity, acting on acetyl-L-ornithine as donor. NCBI's taxonomy places the organism in Eukaryota, Viridiplantae, Streptophyta, Magnoliopsida, Caryophyllales, Amaranthaceae. The transcript is spliced from 18 exons. The record is from RefSeq and is a predicted model, not a curated record. Gene Ontology annotation, biological process: L-ornithine biosynthetic process; L-arginine biosynthetic process.
CUCAGUCACUACCCGCAACAGCCCACAACAACUCAACAAGUCGAUCAGUUUUGAACUUGGAAAGACAAAACAAGCAACUGACAAGACAGAAAGCAGCAAACUUUACUCUCCAACUGCUCACUGCAAGUUUUCCCUUCUCUUCGGCGCUUCUGCUUCCACUUCAUUUUUCUCUGUACAUGAGUUCUAUAUAAAGUCUGCACAAUUUCUGAACAUGCAGCAAGCCCAUAUUUGUUCAAGAAUGUCGAUUUCCCUUUACCACAUCUCCGUCAAACUUCCAGGACUCAACAACAGAAAGAUAUGGAGAACAUAUGGGUCUAGGAGGGAAGUGACAACAGUAUCCAUGUCAUCAGUUGUGAAUCACAUACCUGCAGCUCCUAUACUCAUUCCAGAAGGACCUUGGAAACAGAUUCCUGGGGGAGUUACAGCUGCAAAGGGGUUUAAGGCUACUGGUAUAUAUGGAGGAUUGAGGGCCCAAGGAGAGAAACCAGAUCUUGCUCUUGUUACUUGUGAUGUAGAUGCUACAUCUGCAGGGGCAUUUACUACCAAUGUCGUUGCUGCAGCACCGGUUGUGUAUUGCAAGAAAGCUUUAGAGAAACUGAGAACGGCACGUGCAGUGCUGAUAAAUGCUGGUCAAGCAAAUGCAGCCACAGGUGAUGCUGGCUAUCAAGAUGUUUUAGACUGUGCUACUUCCUUGGCUGAGAUGCUCCAUUUGAGGCAAGAGGAAAUACUCGUUGAAUCAACAGGUGUGAUUGGUCAUAGAAUAAAGAAGAAAGCUCUUCUUGAAGCACUGCCUAAGCUAGUUGGUUCGCUGUCAUCUACAAUUGAAGGGGCAGAUUCUGCAGCGGUGGCAAUCACAACUACUGACCUUGUGAGCAAAAGUGUAGCCAUUGAAACCAAGGUUGGAGAGACUUGUAUUCGAGUUGGAGGCAUGGCUAAAGGUUCAGGGAUGAUCCACCCUAAUAUGGCAACAAUGCUUGGGGUUAUUACGACUGAUGCUGUGGUUGACAGUGAUGUUUGGAGGAAGAUUGUCCAGUUGGCUGUUAGUCGAAGUUUUAACCAAAUUACGGUAGAUGGGGAUACUAGUACCAAUGAUACUGUCAUUGCUUUGGCUAGUGGGCUUUCUGGUGCAGCAAGGAUAUCUAACUUGAAUAGUCCUGAAGCAUCAGAACUUCAAUCAUGCCUUGAUGCUGUAAUGCAAGGUCUUGCAAAGUCAAUUGCUUGGGAUGGAGAAGGAGCGACCUGUCUAAUUGAGGUAUCUGUGACGGGUACCAGUGAGGAAGCUGAAGCUGCAAAAAUUGCACGCUCUGUAGCAUCAUCUUCUCUUGUCAAGGCUGCUGUGUAUGGUCGAGAUCCGAACUGGGGACGUAUUGCUUGUGCUGCUGGCUAUGCAACUAUCCCUUUCAAUUUAAACAAACUCCAAAUAUCACUUGGAGACAUUGUGCUUAUGAAUAAUGGUCAACCACUUCCAUUUGAUCGGGCGGCUGCCAGUAAGUACUUGCGAAAAACUGGGGAGGAACAUGGUACUGUUGAAAUGCACAUCUCAGUGGGAGAUGGGCCUGGAGAAGGGAAGGCAUGGGGCUGUGACCUGAGCUAUGAUUAUGUCAAGAUAAACGCAGAGUAUACCACAUAAAAGAAUUGAAGUGCAAGUUCUGCCCCUUACUAGUUACUGCUGGCUGUUCGCUAUACGCCCUACGUCCUAAGAGUAUCUGAAAAGAAGAUCCUCUCUUAUCUAUGUUGUGUUCAGCUGAUCGUAUGCAGUAUGCACAUUCUUUUCCUCAUUGAUAAUAUCAAGGGAAACUAUCAUCUAAGUACCAUUUCUGCAUGUAGGAUCAUUCUGGUUAGAAUAAGUUAUUAUUUGAUUGUUUAUCACCUUACUUUAUUGUUCUUUUGGUUGUUGCAUCUGAUACGAGUUCGUGUAUCACAUAUUCAUUUGAAGCUAAGUCGAAUGCUUAGAAUGGAAGCUCUUGAGCCUUUUAUCAUUCUGGCUUUGAUAGUUUGA